UCCGAAAUAAUCCGAUAUGUAUCGAUUCUUAACACGGAAAGCAACGAUUGAUCCCGAGUCUACUUAAAUUAGCGAUCCCACAUACCAAUGCUAAUUUAUAAUGAGUGAUCGUGACGGACUGGCCACGACGAAUAAAGGCACAUCAGUUGAAAGACUCAAACAGUAUAGCCAAUAUCCAAGAUGCCAGUUCUGCACAGUGUUUUUAGUUUGAUGUUGCUAAUGGCAACGUCCGUACAAGGAGAUUACCCGUGCAUCUGUAAUUAUAACAUCGAGAGCUCAGUGUACGAAUCGACAGCAAAGGGUGCUCCCAUAGGUUAUCUUUACGAGUUUGACUGCAAACCGGAAGGUCCACCAACCAACGACCCCAACUGGGUCAUCAUCCAGUAUGAAAAGAAAUAUGGUUACAUUGAGAAGGGACAGGGCGUGGAAGCUCAAACGUGCCCAGGGGCGCCACCAGCGUCCGACCUAGUUACAACGACGACAUUAUCAGUAACAACAGAAUUAACAACAUCAACAACAGUAGCAACAACAACGUCAACGUCUACUCCAGCGUCAACGGCUACCACUACAACACCGGUUCCAAUCACCUCCACUACCACCAUCACAACUACAACACCGGUCCCUUCCACAACUACGACCACCACAACAACAACAACACCCAAACCCAUAACUCCAACGACUACAACCCACGAACCCACAACGACAACAAAAACGUCUACUCCAGCGCCAACAACUACUACAACUACAACACCGGUUUCUACUACAACAACCACCUCCACCACAACACCAACAUCAAAAACAACAACCACAACGACCCCUAAACUCACAACAACAACUACACCAAUUCCCAUUACAACAUCCACCACAACCACCAUUACGACACAAAGACCAUCAACAACUCAACGCCCAACACAGCUUUCAACCUCGACGCCAUCUUCCCAAGGUCAGUACAGCUGCCCUCAACGAUAUGUCCAACAUGCACACAGCGUUCUGGGGUCAGUGUUCACAAUCGAUAGCACGUGUUACGAGCUUGUCCCGACAGAUGUGACAUGGGAACAUGCUGAGGCUGACUGCGUGGCCAGGGGAGGUCACCUCGCACAUAUUCCUGAUCAACGGCACCAGGACAUCAUUUACAACAUGACAAUGCGACAUUAUGGACAUGACAUUUGGAUUGGAUUUCAUGACAGAAACCAGGAACAACAGUAUGAAUGGUCAUCAGGCGACCCUGUUACCUACUCAAAUUGGCAACAAGGACAUGAGACGUUCGCGCACAACGUUGAAGAUUGUGCGAGUCUUGCGGCAAAAACUUUGCGUGGUCGAUGGGACGAUACGACGUGCUUGUGGCUAAUGGCUUACCUGUGUGAAUUCAAUGACGCUAACGCACAAACAAUGCCGACAGCUGGGAUUUUUACUGGAGUCACGGGUACAGAUGGAGAUUUACAUAUGUGCCCGCUUUUAGUACAGUCACACGCGCGAGUUUUUAAUUACCCCUUGGCCCAGCAUGGUGACAGCUGCUAUGAGCUGCAAACAGACGAAACAGUAACCUGGGAACAUGGUGAAGCUAUUUGCAAACAGCGUGGCGGGCAUCUGGUCUCAAUAACCAGCGCAGCAGAGCAAGCCUUUGUGGAGGCUUUCAUGUCUCGACAUAACCCUAACCACGCUGUUUGGAUAGGGCUACAUGACCGAAAUGUGGAGGGGAACUAUGAGUGGACUUCAGGUGAUAGCUUGACUUACAUCAACUGGAUACCCAACCACAAGGGCAACUUCGAAUCUUCCCAAACAGAAGACUGCAUUGUUCUGGUUCCGUACCAGAGCGGGCAAUGGGACGACAUCCCAUGUGGCUUCCGGGAUCCGCUAUUUGGAGACGACAUGGGAGCGCAAUAUUUUUCCUUCUGUGAAUACAAAACACACAGCAGUCCAGCUUCUUUAAUCGGAUGACAUGUUGAUAGCGCUUCAGUAGGACAAUAUCAAUAAAUAUAUUGACAUUUG
Dreissena polymorpha is the source of this 1989-nucleotide messenger RNA. Its product is annotated as aggrecan core protein-like. The coding region runs from base 181 to 1938 and encodes 585 amino acids. The record is from RefSeq and is a predicted model, not a curated record. The transcript has 11 exons. NCBI's taxonomy places the organism in Eukaryota, Metazoa, Mollusca, Bivalvia, Myida, Dreissenidae.